Silurus meridionalis is the source of this 1895-nucleotide messenger RNA. It is a transcript of the gene irg1l, whose product is annotated as immunoresponsive gene 1, like. The record is from RefSeq and is a predicted model, not a curated record. The transcript is spliced from 6 exons. Gene Ontology annotation, molecular function: lyase activity. Lineage: Eukaryota; Metazoa; Chordata; Actinopteri; Siluriformes; Siluridae. The coding region runs from base 134 to 1630 and encodes 498 amino acids.
CCAUUAAGACUCACCUGAACAGCAAGAGCAUCACAGAUGAACACUGCAUCGUUAAAUCCAACACAGGACAGAGGAAGACCUAGGUUUCAAUUUGUCAUCCACAGAAAUCAUCUCAACCACACAGAGUCACAAUAUGCUUUCCACAAUUCAGAAAGCAACCAGACAAGUGUCAGCCCUGUCUGCAAUUAGAAGUUUCCAUAAAUCUGCACUAGAUGUCAUGGAGCGCCCCGCCCCUGAGGAGACUGUAACAAGUAGCUUUGGCCGAUUUAUUCAGGGUGUGCAGCCAAGGCAUCUCUCAGCAGUCGUACUCCAUAGAAGCAAACGUAUGGUGCUGGACAGCAUUGGUGUAGGGCUGCUGGGUAGCACCACUGAAGUGUUUGAACUGGCACUCCAGCACUGCCAGCACAUGUAUGCUCCCGAUGACAUCAGCUUUGUCUAUGGGCGCAGUGGGACCAAACUUUCCCCAACCCUGGCUGCAUUAGUCAAUGGAGUAGCAGUUCAUUCCAUGGACUUUGACGAUACCUGGCACCCUGCAACUCAUCCAUCUGGGGCAGUGCUUCCUCCUCUCCUUGCCAUUUGUGACAUGUUGCCUCAAAACAGCAAGCCAAGUGGUUUCGACCUCCUGAUGGCAUUCAACAUUGGAAUUGAGGUCCAGGGUCGCCUUAUGAGAUUCUCCAAUGAGGCUCACAACAUUCCCAAGAGGUUCCACCCCCCUAGUGUCGUGGGUACACUGGGCAGUGCUGCUGCAUGUGCCCGGCUUCUUUCCCUCAACCAGACUCAGUGCAGCCAUGCUUUGGCCAUUGCUGCAUCUUUAGCAGGUGCCCCAAUGGCCAAUGCUGCCACUCAGUCAAAGCCACUACACAUUGGCAAUGCAUCUCGUCUGGGCCUUGAAGCUGCCCUACUAGCCUCUCGUGGGAUGGAAGCAAGUCCACUGGUUUUGGACGGAGUGCCUGGGGUAGCUGGCUUCAGUGCUUUUUAUGAAGAUUACACCCCAAAACCAAUGGUGUCCCCUGAUGAUGCAGAGCACACAUUUCUUCUAGAGACACAAGACAUUGCUUUCAAACGGUUCCCUGCCCACUUGGGCAUGCACUGGGUUUCUGAUGCUGCUGCUCAUGUCCACAAAGCCUUGUUGGCUCUUUCGGGAGGAAUCAUCUCCCCAAGCUCAGUGCAGGAAAUCCUGCUACGGGUGCCACACUCUAAAUAUAUAAAUCGCCCCUUUCCAGAGUCAGAGCACCAGGCACGACACUCCUUUCAGUUUAAUGCUUGCACCACACUGCUGGAUGGGCAGGUAACGGUGCAAUCCUUUCAUCCUAAAGCACUCAUGAGGCCAGAGCUUCAUGCCUUGCUCUCCCGUGUUCGAGUAGAGCACCCCCAAGACAAUCCAGCUAACUUUGAUUGCAUGUAUGGUGAGGUGCAGGUCACUUUGGUAGAUGGUAUUGUGUUGCAAGGCCAUUGUGACACUUUUUAUGGCCACUGGAGAAAUCCACUAAGUAAAGAGAGCCUGCACAAAAAGUUUUGCAACAACGCAAGUGUAGUGCUCCCACCUGAGAGGGUCAAUGGGAUCAUAGAAGCUGUGGAGAAGUUGGAGUUUCUUUCUGACUGCAAACCACUGCUAGAUCAGUUGCAGUAAAUAUCUUAUUUAAGUUUUCUUUAAGCAAUCUUUAUACUUUCUACUGAGAGACACUUUAUAUAAGGAAAAUGUGCGACAAUUUGUGUAAAUAAGGUUUACAUGCAGAACUUGUUUGUUUUCUCUUUAAAUUGUUUUCUUUGAAAUGUACUAUACUAGCCAAAACAAUGUAUCUGUUUGCUCUCUUUAUUCUCUGUAUGCAUUGUUAUUGUGAUAUUUUAUUUAAGUUUUUGCAAUAUGACGGUACAGGAAUACAAUAAAAUUCUUA